Esox lucius (northern pike) is the source of this 2263-nucleotide messenger RNA. RefSeq names its product olfactomedin 3a (gene olfm3a). The coding region runs from base 286 to 1659 and encodes 457 amino acids. The transcript has 6 exons. Gene Ontology annotation, biological process: signal transduction. Lineage: Eukaryota; Metazoa; Chordata; Actinopteri; Esociformes; Esocidae. The record is from RefSeq and is a predicted model, not a curated record.
UAAUAUCCGUUGUGCGCAUACCCUGCGGUCUUGUCCCUUAGUAUAACUUUUCUCUGUGGUGUCAUUCCUGCCCCGCUUGCUACUGUAGGUUAGUGCUGACCAGACGAGGUAGCGCUUUCUGUAUUGGCUUCACGCAAGAGUUCUCAGAGCGGUGGGAAUGAACGUGGAUCUAUCCGUCUUGUUUGGUUGGAGCGCUCUGAACAGGCAGCGACUCGAACACGGUCCCGAAACGAGGGCUGUGCGUGUAUAAAGCGAGAGAAGUGUCGCUGCGUCCCGGUAAACAUAAUGCGUGCUCUGUUUAGUGUCCUGUAUCCAGUGAUUGCAAUCACGGUCUUCGGAUUAUAUCCGUCAAUGACAAUCGGGCCUAAGGAGGGUUGGCAGGUGUACAGCUCAGCCCAGGACGCAGACGGCAGGUGUAUCUGCACAGUAGUGGCACCUGAACAGAACCUGUGCUCCAGAGACGCUAAGGGAAGACAGCUCCGCCAGCUACUGGAGAAGGUGCAGAACAUGUCCCAGUCCAUUGAAGUGUUGAAUCUGCGGACUCAAAGGGACUUCCAGUAUGUCAUGAAGAUGGAGAAUCAGAUGAAGGGGCUCCGGACCAAAUUCAAACAGAUAGAAGACGACAGGAAGACCAUUAUGGCCAGGAAUUUCCAGGAGCUUAAGGAGAAGAUGGAUGAGCUGCAGCCUCUGAUCCCUGUGUUGGAGCAGUACAAGACUGAUGCCCAGCUUAUCUCCUCCUUUAAAGAGGAGAUCAGGAACCUGUCCAUGGUCCUUGCAGCCAUUCAGGAGGAGAUGGGAGCAUAUGAUUAUGAUGAACUCUACCAGAGGGUCCUUCGACUGGACAGCAGGCUACGCAACUGCAUGGGCAAACUAACAUGUGGGAAAUUAAUGAAAAUCACUGGACCGGUAACAAUAAAGACAUCUGGCACGCGGUUUGGAGCGUGGAUGACUGAUCCCCAGGCCUCUCAGAGAAACAACAGGGUCUGGUACAUGGACAGCUACACCAACAGUAAGAUUGUACGUGAGUACAAGACCAUGGAAGACUUUGUUGCCAAUGCAGUUUCUCGAACGUACAACCUUCCAUUUAAAUGGGAGGGAACCGGUCAUGUGGUGUACAAUGGAUCCCUGUACUACAACAAGUAUCAGAGCAACAUCAUCGUGAAAUACAGUUUUGAGACAGGCCGGGUUUUGGCUCAACGGGCUCUGGAGUAUUCCGGCUUCCACAACACCUACUCAUACUCUUGGGGCGGAUUCUCUGACAUUGAUGUCAUGACUGAUGAACUGGGCAUGUGGUUGGUGUAUGCAACCAAUCAGAAUGCUGGGAAUAUUGUCAUCGCCCAAAUGGACCCGGACACACUGGAAGUCCAAAAGACAUGGAAUACAGAAUAUUCCAAACGUAAUGCGGGAGAGUCCUUUAUGAUCUGCGGAACACUCUACAUCACCAACUCUCACCUGACAGGUGCUAAAGUGUACUACUCGUACUCCACCAAGACGUCCAGCUAUGAAUACACAGAUAUCCCAUUCCAUAAUCAGUACUUUCACAUCUCCAUGUUAGACUACAAUGCCAGGGAGAGGGCACUUUAUGCAUGGAACAAUGGACACCAAGUGCUGUUCAAUGUCACACUGUUCCACGUCAUUAAAACCGAAGACGACUCCUAGAUUACACAGGACACCAAAUGUCAGAGGUCCUCAUAAUGGACACUGUACUAAUUAAAACAACUUUCAAAGACAUACCAUCAUGAUUUUCGAUUUACAGUUUUUCACAAUCGCUAACACAUUUAAACUGGUUUUAUGAACAAUGUACACACAUUUUUUUUCUAAAUUCCAGAAGAAAGACCAUUUACCCCGACCCAUAAGCACUAUUCACCUGUUUUAACACAAAUCUCUGUUCCAUUUACACUUUUUUUUUUGCAAAACUCUACACACAACUCUCUUUGUAAAGCACAAUUGUCACCAUGUUGUCAUUUAAAAAACAUUGCCAUUCAAGAACCCAUGUCAUCGCAAUUCUAACACUCUCAACCACCAGUUGUCGAGGUGUAAACAAAUCAAGCAUAAUUAAUCAACAUGCAAUCAGGAUGUUGGCAUGAAUUAAAAAGAGCCACAGUUAAGCCCAUCUGUGUUUUGGAAUAUUGAAAGACAGCAUCUGAGUUAGGUAAUGGAAGGUGGAUGGGGAAGAGGAAAAGAAACUAUGAUCUACAGUGGGGAGAGCAAGUAUUUGAUACCCCGUUGAUUUUGCAGGUUCUUCCACUUACACAGCAUGUAG